Molecule: messenger RNA, 2655 nt
Organism: Alternaria atra
Lineage: Eukaryota; Fungi; Ascomycota; Dothideomycetes; Pleosporales; Pleosporaceae
Exons: 3
Coding region: 1-2655 (884 amino acids)
Source: RefSeq, a predicted model, not a curated record
AUGAGGGUCUUCCUCGUGCUUGCGGCACACCUGCUGCCCUAUGCAGCAUGCGCAUGUGUACCCGACUUUGCCGAUAAGCUGCUGUCUGACCCCCAAGUAAUCCAACAUCCAGCAGUAAUCGCGGCAUUUGAGCAAGUUCAGUGGAAUCUCUCGACUUUGUACACCAACACUACACGCGAUGGACAUAGUUUUGCUGUUGUUCACGCAUCGAGCCCGAGGCCGGCGUACACGUUCAAUAACGGAACGCUGAAGUUCAAUGAGACUGAUCUUAACCCGACUGAAGCAAAUAAAGUGACAAGCGACUCAGUCUUCCGUCUGAUGUCCGUUUCUAAGAACAUCGCGAUGGCAUCCGCUCUAGUGAUCGAAAAUCAGCUCAGACGCAACUCGUCUUCAUCUUCCUCUCUCCUGACCAUUGACACACCCGUUCGCCAACUGCUUCCUUUGUUUGCUCUUCCAAAGAAAGACUGGAACAACGGCGGUAGCGAGAUCACACUGCGUAUGCUUGCGAGUCAUACAGCAGGGAUACCGAGAGAAAGCUACAGUACUGGCUUCAACAUGAUUCUCAGCAUUGGAAAAGCGGAUGCACCAACAAUUGGAGCGGUAUGGGCAGGCCAGAGCGCGGGAGAUGUGAUCGAUGGGAUAGCUACAAGGAAUUUGAUGUUCGCACCAGGGCAGAGGGCGGCUUACUCAAACGCUGGACUGGGCCUCCUAGGUGCCGCCGUGGCUACAUACUUCAACAACGUCACUUCCUCAUCCCUCACCUGGUCUGAGCUUGCGACCCAAAAACUUCUUUUGCGUCUGAACAUGUCGCAUAGCUUCUUUGGCGCCAUUCCGCAGAACCUCAUUCCAGACAUUGGUGUACCAGGUGGCGACAACUGGGCUGAUCUGAUUGUAGGCGAGGGCUACGAUCCGGCAGCUGGCAUGUGGAGCUCUGCAAACGAUCUCGCCAGCUACAUUUACAACCUAUGGCUCACUCCCGAACCCACGCUUAUCACGCCCUUCCAGCGUCGCCAGGUCAUGAAGCCAAGCGUCAUACUUCCAGACGGCAAACAGCAAAGCGGCCCAGGCUGGGAGAUCGAGAUUCUGACCUUACCAACGAGUGAGAAUGCUAGUCUAGCACAAGAAAGUACAAAGACAUAUAGUAUUUUCGGGAAGUCUGGCGAUGGUGGGGGUUGGCAUAGCUGGAUCGACACUAUUCCAAAUCUUGGAUAUGGAAUCAUCGUAUUGGCGCAACAGUCCGGGCUGGCCGACUAUGCGGGCAUUUCGACAAGCAUGAUCAGAGCAACUGUACAUGAUAUUCUUGCGCCUGCUUUCGCGAAAGCGUUGAGUGAAAGAACAAAGGAGCGAUACGCUGGGUUCUACAACGCUGGCGAGGACACUGGACUAAUCGCUGAUCAAGUAGCCACUGCCCUCUCGAACUCUUCCUCGACGUAUGCGGAUCUCGUAGUUCAAGACCAGAUCCUGUACCUCCGCUCUUUGACUGUGAACGGUUCAUCAGCGCUUGAGGCUAUAGACCGUCUGUCCUGGACCGCCGAUGCACAGCCACGCUACUUCUCCACUCCUCAAGGCGUUGUUUUAGAACCUGCUGAAGGCGUAGGCGAGACACAAGAAUUCGGGCCUGGAGCACAAGUGUGGAGAAUGAUCUUCCCCGGAUUGGAGACGUGCGAUUGGUUUGACUUCGAUGGUUAUCAAGACAGUAAUGGAUGGCCUGUAAGUAAGGUCGUACUACUCGAAACCGAUACAGGAGUCGAACUACAUUACCCGCCAUUCGACAUUGUGCACAACUCAGCUUCUCAGAUUGAGAGGUGCUUCGAUAUGGAUGCUGCUACCGCCCGCGCUCGGGCUGUAGUUGAGAAUUUCCACAGGAAUGUAGUUGAAACAGAAAGGCAGCGGCGUGAGCUCCAGAAGAAGGAGAGCGAGCAGCAAUUCUACGACAUGUACAGCCCAUGCAAUCCUUCGUCAACGUUCCACGACCUGCAGUGUGGCCAUCGGAUACAGACUGAAUACACUGCAAGCUGUGGUGUGACCUGUCUGCGCCUCAUGCAAGGCCAACCGUUCACCUGCCCGACUUGUCUAAUCAAUGUAGUGCGUGCGGAGGUAGCCCUAGACAGUCUUACUCUUGGAUCCAGUAAUGACACCGCCAUGGAGGAUACCGAGCCGACUGAGGACAGGAUACAGCACUUCGCCAAUAAGUACGUCGCAGAGAUGCUGAGAAAAGGUUAUCGCGGUUGUAAAGCAGCCUCGAAGAUCGACGAACCUCGUAUGCAGUUCUUCGACCAGUUCAUGCGACAAGAUGGCUUUGGAGGAGUGGAGGAUGUGCUUUCUGAUGAGAAGGCAACGAAGCCCCGAAAACGCCCCGGUACGGCAGUCCAUAAAAACCUAGCUAAGGUGAACAAGUCAUAUCGAAAGCAGCCUGGCAGAUGGGAUUAUCGUGAUCCGACUUCAAGCGAUGCAGGCUCUAGAGCCGUAGCGCGCAAAUUUUCAGGUGACAAUGAGGCAGAGGAUACCGACAUAAGCCAAGGAAUAGUAGAUGAAGCUAUGGGGGAAGUACGUUCGGAACAGUCCGAUAAUGCUGGUGUUGAUCUUGUUCCGCAAAAAGAAGCAACCGAGGCUGUGCGAAAGGCCAUGGAGGCGUUUGCUUUGCUUUCGACAUAG